AUGGCCGCGCUCUUCCGCCCCUCCUCCACCUCGAUCCUGAGGCAGAUCACCAAGGUCCCAGCGACCCGGACGGUGUUCUACUCCACCAAGGCGUCUCCUCUCGCGGCGACAAUUGUGCGACCGGUCCAGAAGAAGGAGGGCCCUGUGUCGUCGCAGAUUGCCGCCUUCCACGCCUCGGGCAAGAAGGAGAUCUUGAAGCCGCUGCCACCAAACGAUGCUGCUCCGCUCCCACCGCACAACCCGACUCACGGUAGCUAUCACUGGACUUUCGAGAGACUUGUUGCGGCCAGCUUGAUCCCUCUGACCGUCGCUCCUUUUGCCGCUGGCUCUCUGAGCCCGGUUACGGAUUCGAUCCUCUGCGCGGCUCUGGUUGUUCAUUCGCACAUUGGAUUCCAGUACCGUUCCCCCCCCCCCCCUCCUCUUUCGAUCUUUUAUUCUUCUCAAUGCUUACAAUACCGCUCGUCCAGGGCCCUGAUCAUCGACUACCUCCCGGCGAAGCGUGUGCCCAAGACUCGGGCAUUCUGCACGUGGCUUCUGCGUGCUGCUACGCUGACUGUGGCCGUGGGACUGUAUGAGUUCGAGACGAACGACGUUGGUCUGACUGAGGCUAUCAAGAGGAUCUGGAAGGCAUAA
Molecule: messenger RNA, 633 nt
Organism: Rasamsonia emersonii CBS 393.64
Lineage: Eukaryota; Fungi; Ascomycota; Eurotiomycetes; Eurotiales; Trichocomaceae
Product: CybS family protein
Exons: 3
Coding region: 1-633 (210 amino acids)
Biological process (GO): tricarboxylic acid cycle; mitochondrial electron transport, succinate to ubiquinone
Cellular component (GO): membrane; mitochondrial envelope
Molecular function (GO): heme binding; ubiquinone binding
Source: RefSeq, a predicted model, not a curated record